CUUUUCUUUUUUCUUUUUUCUUUUGAGACAUCAAGACUGUUAUUAUCUUUAGUUCAUUCCGUGUAUACAUCGAAGUCUCAGAUUCACUUUCGCAAUGCCUCGAAAGCGCUUCGAGGGACAGGAACCCAAAACAGGUCUACAGUAUGCCCAGUAUUUCCUGAAGAAAGUAGGGUUGGGGAAAGAUAACUACCACUUCUUGAAACAUUAUGGUAAGUCUUUACUUUACACCCACGUAAUCUUUGCCCUGGCAUGGUUAUACAAUGAGACAUCACCACUGGGUUGGUGGUCGCUGAAGCCACGGCCAAAGGAAGAGUUGGAGUUAGCUCAUUUGUACGAGCGCCGGAAGUUCCCAUACCCCGGUGAUGAAGAAGCAAUGGAGGAGUUCAUUGCAAAGGGUGGAAUGAUUGGAACAUCAAUUGGUCCUAAAGGGGUGAUUGACUCUGAUAAGGAUGCAUUAGAUUAUCAGAAGGAGCUGAAGAACAAGAAGUUCGAGCAGGAAGCUCAGAAACUGUGGAUUAGGAUGAGGAAUGAGGUCAUUGUUGAGCUUCAGGAGAAGGGCUUUGAUGCGGAAUGAGUGCUUUGAUGAUAUAUGAACUGUUUGUGCUGCUAAAGUAAGUACAUAACAUGUUGGGAAAAUUAUUCAUGGUAGUAAAUAUUGAGUUCGCACUUUUCUGUGUUUGAAUUUUAUAAUUUCAAUAAAUCAUGGCAGACCCAAAAGACUAAUCAGUAUGUUGUUCUUUUUUUAUGGAUGGGUAUGUAUGUGUUGUGACUUGUGUAUCUUCCCCAGCAAUUUCCCUUGUUGCAUUGGGCUUCUUUCUGUUUUCUUAUUUUCAUCUUUCCAAAAUCCUAGCAUUG
Gastrolobium bilobum is the source of this 855-nucleotide messenger RNA. RefSeq lists its product as uncharacterized. The record is from RefSeq and is a predicted model, not a curated record. Lineage: Eukaryota; Viridiplantae; Streptophyta; Magnoliopsida; Fabales; Fabaceae. Bases 95 to 574 code for a protein of 159 amino acids. The transcript is spliced from 2 exons.